AUAAAACAGUUGACAACAGUUCUUGCACCAUUUUCCAGGUGCACUACGUUCUUUGCCGACUUUUGACCUUGAAAAGACUGUCCUUCACGGCUUCGUAAUAUCAUGGACAUGGGGUUGCAAAAAAACAUUGUAAAAUGCAAAGCAAUAUAAAUAUGCACAGCAUAUGCAACAGGUCUCGAUGCGUAAACGGACAGUGUGCGAAGAUAUGACAGCUUUCUGAUUCACAUCCCGGGGAACCGAUGCUGUUUGUAUGCGUGCCGAGUCUGCACGACGUGUGUGCAUUGGCUGUGUUAGUGUGUCUAUUUAUUUGCGAAAGUAACCGGACCGAUCGACCCAGGCACCACGGACUGCAGCUGUUAACGAACGAUCGGCGAUCGUGGGCCACACAACACACGACCAACCGCCGCUAACCACCAUUACUCGGGCGGGUCUCGUUUUGCUUCCUCCAGUGCGUAUCGCCGUCCGCUUUCUGCCGUCAUACUGCAUGGUAGUCGUGUCAGUCCGUCUUAAGAUGGUCGACGAUUGUUACGAUCGCCGCUGCUGGUAGUGUGUGAAAGGCGGCAACCAGAAACUCGACGACUGCUGCUACUGCUACGUGUACGUUGCCGUCAUUCGCGUGCGUUUGUGAACACCUGAGCCCAGCUCAGGCAAGUUCCUGUCCCUUUAGCUCGCCAAAAGAAGAAAAAAAGCACGCACGCACGCUCCCCCUAUGUGAUUUGGGUCCGCUAAUACACGUGUGCUACUAAUAUACAGUGUACGAUCAGGUGAAGUGAUCUAAAGAAGCAUGAUUAGAAACUCGCCCACGAGUGUAUGGUGCGAAUCUUUAUCUAAAUCUCACCGCGCUUUCCACGAGCAACGUGCCACGGCGGGAGAGGGCCGCCAGUGAAAGCAAACAACUGUAGAAGCGUUUGCAGUACACCAUUUCACCGUGAAUUCCUGCGCCCCAACUGAAGUGUGCGCGGGGCUGUGAAUGGAAGGAAGUACGAAAGGAAUGCGGUUUUUGUACGGAUCCGCCGUCCGGUGGCGUGGAUCAGCGUCUAGCAUGAGGAUUCUGGCCAUGGUGUUGCUGUUCGCGAUUGUUUUAGACAAUGCUGCAAGUCAAAAACCAGAAGACGGGCCUUAUCGGGGGAAAUACAUAGGUAAGUUUAACUCCUACCACCAUCAAGCCUCGGGAGACGUUUAUGCCGUUGACGAAUACACGUUCCUACUGACCGGCUUCAACUACGACGGUAAUGGUGUCGACACGUUCUUCUGGUCCGGUGCAAGCAAUCGUCCCGGGCCGCAAGGUUUUAUCGUACCGGACGAGUACGGAAAGACAAAUAUCCUAGAACGUUACUUCAACAAAGAUUUCACGAUACGCCUUCCGGAUAACAAAAAGAUUACGGAAGUGAAAUGGUUGGCCGUGUACGAUCUGAACUCGCAGAACAAUUUCGCCGAUGUGUACAUUCCGGAAGAUUUUGAACCGCCCGUACCACAAAAGGCGGGCAGUUUGACGGCCAUUGCUGGUGGACCAAUGGUAUCGAGCGAUACGAUCGACAUUCUCGACUCUAAAACGAUCCGCAUCACCGACUUCAGCUACGACGGAAAAGCUGAUACCCAAGCGGAGGUCCAUUUCUGGGUUGGCGUUGGUCCGUCACCAUCGUCCAAAGGUAGCAAGGUACCGGACGAGAUGGGUUACCUUGAUCCCAUACGUGCGUACGAUCGCGAAACGAUCACACUGGAGCUGCCGGGUGAUAUGACAAUCUUCGACAUCGAUUGGUUCAGCGUGUACGAUGUGGUGGCGCGCCGAGAUUACGGCUCAAUUCUGAUUUCGGACGAUCUUAACGUUCCGCCGUCGCUGGUGCGCGUUACGCCCCAUACCGAAUCGCUGCCGAACUGCCGCCAGCUGCACAAAGAUUAUCGCGUUUCAUGGGAGGUGUUCGGGCCGCAAAUUACAAUCCAACUGGCGGGAAACGUACAGCAGGAUGAAUAUCUAUCGUUCGGGCUGUCCGGCUCGGAACAGCGCAGCCAAAUGCUUGGAGCGGACGUGGUUGUCGCCUUCAUCGAUGGGCACCGUGGAUAUGCGGUGGACUAUAACAUCACCUCACUAGCGCCAUGUGUGCAGGUGCUCGGCCAAAACAAGGGUGUAUGCCGGGACGAUGUUGUUGGUGGGCUGGACAGCUAUCAGCUGCACACGUUCACUCGGGAGAACGACAUCAACACGAUCACCUUCCGACGCACACUAAUUUCUUCCGACUCGGGCGACAAGGAGUUCCUGUUGGAUCGCCCAAUGUACGUAGUGUGGGCGAUGGGUCGUCUCGAUUCUAACAAUGAACCCACCUACCACGAUGUCUACCCGAAACGAAAUGUGCAGGUCCACUUCAACACCUCCGAACCGGUCAACGAUUGUUUCAGCUUUACCAGCCGCGAGGCAAACCUGAAGGAUGUGUGGGAGCGACAGCAGAUUUUCGAUCGCUCGGUCCGAUCAUUCACGGCCACUCUUGGCCCUGCGGGUGGGAAGCGCGGCUACCAGGGCAUUACCGGGCAUGUCUCUAACGGUCUUGCUUGGUACAUCAAUGGAUUCCUUGUACCGGAACUGUGGUUACGACGUGGCCUUACCUACUCAUUCCUUGUACGCGGCGGCAACAAUCCGCACUCACCGGAGUUCUACCAUCCGCUAGUGAUCACGGACGAACCGCACGGUGGUUUCGAUCGGCUGUCCGAUGCACGGCAGAGCGAAAUUAGAGUUCUGGCAGGUGUUGAGUUUACGCGCCGUGGACGUCCGAAACCGAUUGCCGCCGGCCCACUUUGCCUUGCGCGCCAUCCAGAAGGACAGGAUCGACGGUUGGAUGAUAAUUUUGCGACGUUCAAAAAGUUUAACCGCACACUUAAGUGGAACUGCGAUUCCGGCGAACCGGCUGUGUUAGAAAUAACGCCAAACACCAGUUGGCCGGACGUGGUCUACUAUAACAGCUUCACCCACGCGAACAUGGGCUGGAAGAUACAUAUUGUCGAUAGUUACAGCCAAUCAGCACGUAAUCAUGGCACGAGGUACAGCUUUAAUCAUUCGAUUCGGUUACUUCUUAUCACGGGUAGUCUCGUCGUUUGGACAUGGUUACAGAAAUAAAUAAAGAAAAAA
Messenger RNA from Anopheles funestus (African malaria mosquito), 3118 nucleotides. It is a transcript of the gene knk, whose product is annotated as protein Skeletor, isoforms B/C. The record is from RefSeq and is a predicted model, not a curated record. Lineage: Eukaryota; Metazoa; Arthropoda; Insecta; Diptera; Culicidae. The transcript has 4 exons. The coding region runs from base 971 to 3106 and encodes 711 amino acids.